Molecule: messenger RNA, 1494 nt
Organism: Colletotrichum navitas
Lineage: Eukaryota; Fungi; Ascomycota; Sordariomycetes; Glomerellales; Glomerellaceae
Exons: 2
Coding region: 171-1241 (356 amino acids)
Biological process (GO): regulation of transcription by RNA polymerase II
Molecular function (GO): RNA polymerase II cis-regulatory region sequence-specific DNA binding; DNA-binding transcription factor activity, RNA polymerase II-specific
Source: RefSeq, a predicted model, not a curated record
UUUUCCCUCUCAUCCCCCUCGUCCUCGCGUUCAUCCCUAUUCCCCCUUGGCAGUCAGAUCUGUCAUAUAACGGGCCAAGGUAGCGGCUAGUGUGACCAUCAGUCACAUUGACUUGCGUUUUCUGUUGCCAUCUUGCUACCACCACCAGGGUGGCCGGUCCUGAAGAAUCAAUGGCUCAGUCAGGCUACCCCAACCUAGUAGUGACGGCUGAGGCACAGUACAUUGCCCUGCCCCCUUAUGCCACACCCCCGAAGGAGAUGUCCUUCUUGUCGCAGACUGAUGGGGAUCAGCUCUGUCAGCAGUGGUCUGGGUGGGACUACCAACUCUUUGAGCCAGUCUUCUCACCAGGCAACUCUGCAGUUUCAAUAAGCUCCGUUCAAUGGGAGGCCGAACAACAGAGCCGUCAGUCCUUCGAGGCUACCAGACCAACGCUCCAUUGCACAACUGCCAGCUCUGUGCAGCCGGGAGACUGGUCUUCGUUCCAGCAACAACAGCAAUACCUUCAAUCGACGCAGUCUGCCAUCCUCAGUUCGCCACUUCAAUGGCCGGCCUCUACCGAUCAUCCCCUCACCACGGCCCCGGCCCGGCAGCCUCAUCCUUCCAAGGGUCGCAAACGAUCGAAACCAGGGCCAGAGCCAGAGCCAGAGCAGAGAGCUACUGCAACGAAGAAACAGGCAACGACGCCUGCCAGAAGACCAGUAGAUCCGCGUCUUGUGUCGAUGAGCCGAAACCACUCCAAAAAUGCGUGGGUCGGAGUCGGCGGCGCCAGCGAAUCCCCUCCCGCCAGCUCAAUGUCGUACGAGGACAAAGGAGCAAGGGCAGAGGACUACAGCGAGGAUAAGGACAGCGACGUAUCGUUGGGACCAGCAGAAACAGACAGGAAGAAGCCGUAUCGCGUCAAGAACCGAGCGGCUGCCAAGCGUUGUCGCGAGAAGACGAAGCAGUACGAGGUUGAUUUGGUCAACAAGGAAAAGCAAGUCACACAGGAGCACAUGUACCUCGACGCCUACGUAACGGCGCUCAAAAACGAGGUGCUCUUCCUGAAGAACCAGAUCCUUCAGCAUGGCAGCUGCGAUUGCGAUAUGAUCCAGGGAUACAUUGCCAGGACAGCCAGCACCGUCAGCGUUACCGGGCAUGGCAGCUGCGAUUGCGAUAUGAUCCAGGGAUACAUCGCCAGGACAUCCAGCACCGUCAGCGUUACCGGAUAUGGCGUGCCUACAAUAUCGCAGCCGUCGCCUUGAACCCUAACAUAUAACAGGGCGAAAGAAGGAUCACGGCUCUGAGUUGUAUUACGCUUUUAGGCGUGCGCAGUACACGUACACACGACAACUAUACGGCAAUGAUUUUGAGCGUGCUGAGCCAAGCAUUUGAAGCAUUGAAAAGCGCAAAAGGGAAGGAGGCUACAGUUUCGGUUCGGGGGCACUUUGCCUCUGCCAAAGGCUUGUGCUGAUACACUUGCUAAGUAAGAGAUGGAAGAGUUGUGCUGUCGGAUAC